Strongyloides ratti is the source of this 660-nucleotide messenger RNA. RefSeq lists its product as hypothetical. NCBI's taxonomy places the organism in Eukaryota, Metazoa, Nematoda, Chromadorea, Rhabditida, Strongyloididae. The coding region runs from base 1 to 660 and encodes 219 amino acids. The transcript has 3 exons. The record is from RefSeq and is a predicted model, not a curated record.
AUGAAAUAUGGUAAAAAAGUUAUGGACAUGAGUAAAGAGGAACUUUAUCUGGUUUAUUCUGCUAUAAGUAAACUAAAAUAUCCAAAACUUGAUGUUGAUGAUGUACAGGAAAUUAUUAUUAAAUGGUUACUUGAAAAUAAAUUAUCAAUCAAACAUAUAUUUUUUUUUUAUCAAGAUGAGGAAGAAUCAUUUCCUCACAUAUACUUGUUAUCUAGAAACUCUGAGGUACCCUGUCAGUGUUGUUCUAUUACACCAACAUCAUAUCAAGAAUUUAGACAAGAAAAAAAUAAAGCAAUUAUUAAUUCUACAAAAAAAGAAUUUUUAGAAGAAAAAAAAGAUAAUUUAAUGAAAGAACCUAUAAAAACAGAUGUUAAUAAUGUGCCAAAACAACAACGGGAAAAGAAAUCAGAUAUUGUUUUAUCUCCUAAUGAGUUAAUAAAAAUAAAUGAAAAUAAUACUAUUACAAAAUCUGGUAACACAACAAAAAUUACAGCUGUCACUGAACAACCAAAAGUUGGUGAACAUUUAAAAAAUAUUAAUAUUGAAAAAGAAAAAAAUAAUAAAAAUAAUAAUGGUUGUUGUAUGUGGUGUAGAAACUUUUGUACUACGUGUAAAGCUGAAUUUGGUAAAUGUUGUAUUGAUAUUAUGGGAAAUAUUUAA